Molecule: messenger RNA, 833 nt
Organism: Vidua chalybeata
Lineage: Eukaryota; Metazoa; Chordata; Aves; Passeriformes; Viduidae
Gene: TPT1
Product: tumor protein, translationally-controlled 1
Exons: 6
Coding region: 97-615 (172 amino acids)
Cellular component (GO): cytoplasm
Molecular function (GO): calcium ion binding
Source: RefSeq, a predicted model, not a curated record
AUAUGAGCCCCGGCAGGCGCUGACUCGGCCCUUUCCGCCCCGCUCCCGCCCCGCGCCCGGGUCGCUGCGCUGAGACCCCGCGCCCCCGCCGCCGCCAUGAUCAUCUACCGGGACUGCAUCAGCCAGGAUGAGAUGUUCUCGGACAUCUACAAGAUCCGGGAGGUGGCGGACGGCCUGUGCCUGGAAGUGGAGGGGAAGAUGGUCACCAGGACAGAGGGUCAAAUUGAUGACUCUCUAAUUGGUGGCAAUGCCUCUGCUGAAGGUCCUGAGGGAGAUGGAACAGAAGCCACGGUCAUAACUGGUGUUGACAUAGUAAUUAAUCAUCACCUUCAGGAGACCAGCUUCACAAAAGAAUCCUACAAGAAGUACAUUAAGGAUUACAUGAAAGCAAUCAAAGCCAGACUUGAGGAACACAAGCCAGAGAGAGUAAAGCCUUUCAUGACUGGGGCUGCAGAACAAAUCAAACACAUCCUUGCCAACUUCAAAAACUACCAGUUCUUUGUAGGGGAGAACAUGAAUCCAGAUGGAAUGGUGGCUCUCCUGGAUUUCCGUGAGGACGGUGUGACCCCAUAUAUGAUUUUCUUUAAGGAUGGCUUAGAAAUCGAGAAAUGUUAACAAAUCAAACAGUAUGGUUUUGGAUCACUUGUCUUCAUAGCUGGCUGCUGUUUCUUCUUCAUCGGCACAACACCAGGAAUCAGCAAUGUCUAACUGGACUGAUGUCAUCUUGAGCUUUAUUCACUUAUUUUGACCCUGAUUUGGAGUGGAGGCAUUGUUUAAAAAAUGAAAAAACAUCUAUCAUGUAGGUUGUCUAAAAUAAAACUCAUUUAAACCCA